Molecule: messenger RNA, 1031 nt
Organism: Cyprinodon variegatus (sheepshead minnow)
Lineage: Eukaryota; Metazoa; Chordata; Actinopteri; Cyprinodontiformes; Cyprinodontidae
Product: prostaglandin reductase 1-like
Exons: 8
Coding region: 1-987 (328 amino acids)
Biological process (GO): prostaglandin metabolic process
Cellular component (GO): cytoplasm
Molecular function (GO): 2-alkenal reductase [NAD(P)H] activity; 15-oxoprostaglandin 13-reductase [NAD(P)+] activity
Source: RefSeq, a predicted model, not a curated record
AUGGUUCAGUCUAAGUCAUGGAUUCUGGCCAAACACUUUGAUGGCUUCCCAAAAGACAGCGACUUCAAGCUCAAGGUGGAGGAGCUGCCAGAGCCUAAAGAUGGAGAGGUGCUUUUGGAAGCAGUUUUCCUAAGUGUGGAUCCAUACAUGAGGCAGGUCAAACUAUACAUGAAGGAAGGGGAUGUAAUGAUCGGUACUCAAGUGGCAAAGGUGGUCCAAAGUAAAAACUCAGCAUUUCCUGUUGGAAGUCACGUUGUGAGUGGUUGUGGUUGGAGAAGUCACGCUGUCAGUGAUGGGAAGGACCUGACUCUCCUCAUGGCCGACUGGCCCAAAAAUGUGCCAAUGUCGCUGGCUGUGGGUGCCAUCGGCAUGCCAGGACUGACAGCUUUGUACGGGGUGGAAGCGGUUUUGCAAGCGCAAAAAGGUGAGACCCUGCUGGUGAACGCUGCGGCCGGGGCUGUGGGAACCGUGGUGGGACAGAUCGCCAAGAUCAAGGGCUGUAAGGUGGUGGGUUCAGCCGGGACGGACGCAAAGGUAGCUUACCUGAAGGAGCUGGGAUUUGAUGAAGCUUUCAACUACAAAACAGUUCCCUCCUUGGAGGAGGCUCUGAAGAAGGCGGCUCCUGAAGGAUAUGACUGCUUCUUUGAAAAUGUCGGAGGUCAAUUUUCAACUAUUGCGCUACAGCAGAUGAAGGAGUUUGGUAGAGUUGCUGUGUGCGGAGGCAUCUCCACCUAUCAUGAUGCUGAAUACCAGACAGGUCCAUACCCUCUAACCACCAUAAACUGGAAGCAGGUUAAGAUAGAAGGCUUCAUGCAGAGCAGAUGGCAGAAUGACCAUCCCCAAGGCCUCAAGAAACUAAUGGGGUGGUAUAAAGAGGGGAAACUGAAGUGUCGGGAGCACGUCACCAAAGGCUUUGAAAACAUGCCAACUGCUUUCAUGGGGAUGCUGCAGGGAGAAAACAUCGGCAAGGCGAUCAUCACUGUCUGAUGCCUCAACAAAGAGUCCCCUUACUCACAAACACUCCCUGAAGA